CUUAGAACAGAUGUCGUCAGAGCGCAAUAUUUCAGAACUGUUUCGUUAUGCGUUACCUUAAGAAUUUGGGAGGCGUCGUCAAAUGCAGAACUAUCCCAUUUUGUUGUGAAAACAAUGAACUUUUCACUGUUGUGCCUAAAAAGAAAAACGUCCUCCCUCUAAAACCUAUUGUAAAGUCUCCGCGUAGUCUACUCCGAUCACUUCCGAGAUCUCCGUACACUUCAUGCACUUGCAGUUUAUCUGGUAAUAUAUAUUCUCCUAAAAAGUAUUUGUAUUAGCUCCAAUGCAGAUCCGGUUUGUGCACACGGACGUUACAAAUGUUCCUGAUUUCACGAAAUACCGCCUAGAGUCUACUAAAGACCCUCAUUCACGGGCUGCUGACAGCGAAGUGCAUCGCAAGAUAUUCUCUUAUACGAUGAUGUUUGCGACUGCGAUGAUUGCCACUACAUCAGCCAAGUACACCGUUAGAAUGUUCAUUGAACCUCUGGGACCUUCCUCUAAAACUAUGGCGGAGGCCUCCACGGAAGUCAAUUUGGCUUCCAUCCCUGAAGGGAAAAAUAUUACAGUCAAAUGGCGAAACAAACCUCUUUUUAUUCGCCAUAGAUCAGCGGAAGAAAUUGCCCGCGAACGCGCUGUGCCUCUGGAAAGCUUAAGAGAUCCUCAGCUCGAUCAAGAUCGUGUCAAAGUAGAUAAGUGGCUAAUUUGUUUGGGCGUAUGUACACAUUUAGGUAAGCAUAAAACUUAUUAUAUGGGUAAUACUUCGUUUCUUUAAUUUUCUUCAGAUCUCACUGUUGGGACAGUAUAAGCCUUUUUUUCACUUUAAUCUAUGUUGGUAGUUAUUUAUAGGCUCACUAAGUUCACUCAUUUAAUUUUCACUAUAAGCUGCAGAACUGAAUGUUAUCAAUAUUACAUGUCAUCCACUUAAAGUAUUCACUGCUGCUGUGUUAACUCUCAUGAAAACAGCAAUGGUGUAGAAAUAAAGGUGACGUGUACUUUUGUCUUUUUUGCUUUGUUCAUGAAAUGAUUAUUUUGUCUGAGAGCUAUUUCCAACCCUUGAACGUUAUUUAGCCGCCUUAUGACAAGGUUGUAUGGGUUACUACACCGGUUAGAUUAUACGAUUUCAAACGGCAUCUCUAAAAACGACAACCGUUACUUCAGAUUGGAAGGCAACAGUUUGGUAAACGAUUUGAAAUCGGAUAUAAGAAACAUCUUACAUGCGACUACUGACCACUAUGACAAUGUAAAAGUGGCAGAACAAAGCGACAAAAUAACCUGUGACAAAAUAUUUAUUCCUGACAACAUUCAUCUGGUUGCAUCGUUAUUGAGUGGUCUCUAUAAGUAACUUAUCUACAUUUGAUAGAACAUAAGAUGCUACACAAACGUAGUCACAAUCCAUGAUGAUAAGAUUUGGUGCCAUUUAUCGUACGAUAUCUUCAUUUUUCCAAUUAUGCAGUGUUCGUUUGUAUUCAUUAGACAGUAGUUGCUUAGUAGUUCGUCUUGUACUAAUGAAUCGAUGGCAGCUUAACAAUAGUUCCUUUAUAUUGUUCAGGAUUCUUGUCAGAAACCAUAAAUAAGUCCUGUGCUUGAUUUAUCGAGCAUUCAAACUGGAAUGUCGAGUUCACGGGCUAAUGUCUAAUUAUAAAAGAAUUUUCAGCCUGGUAACUGUCAGUCAGUACUUAUAUCUGAAUGGUAAGUAACGAAAAUUAUUUCUGUAAAACGCUCAACUGACUUGGUACUUGGUGUUGGGAAAGGUGAAUCAAACGACGCAAAUAAGGACACAAAGAUGUGAGAUAAGAAUUUAUUUGACUCCUUGAAAUAAUAUAUGAACACCCUGUAUUUUGUGUAAUUUGUGUACAGUCAGAUUUGUAUAAAGUGAAUUGAGUAAUUAACAUCAAUUAGUCAAUAACUCACUAUGUGAACGUGUUUCCAAUAUAAUGUUAUUAAUCAUCUUUAACAAACAGAUUUAUAUUUUAUUAUUUAUUUUAACACAGAUAUUGGUACAAGGAGGCACCAAAUACAUAUGAGCCACACAAAUCUCAUUUGAUAUGUGUGAGGGCUGUGAUAUUGCCCGGGUGCCCAAACCGAAGCAGGUGGUUUUCUUAAGAGGCCACACCCCGAGCCUUCGACCUAAAAGUCUGGUCCAUAAGGCAGUGGAGCAUCGUAAAAAGAUGCAGUCCCAUGAUAGACGGUGACCAACAAUUGGACCAUGCUCCAUUUGUUCCUUCAGGAUCCUGGAGCCCAUGUGCACCAUUGGUUUGGAAUCAGGGUUUUCCAACUCCCCUAGGUGGACUCUCCAUGUCCAAUAACCCGGUUAAAGCGCCGGACCAACAUACAUAACUUGCCAAGUUAUAUAGCUACUCAAAAUGUGACUACAUUGCACAGACGAUUGGGGAAAAAUCAAUUAAAUGUUAUUUGCACUCAAAUUGACUAAGUUAUUGCUCCCCACAUCACGUUCCCUGACGAAAUUUUAUGGGAUCCUUAUGUGAUAGCAUUGGAGCAACGGUGGUACUUCUGAUUUGUUUGGUAUUUACUUUUGUUUUUAUAGAAACCAUUUUUUUUCACUCACAGACUGGAGUUUCACUAUUGGUGUUAUGUUUAAGAUAUUCCUUACUGAUUGUUCAUUACGCUGGUUUAAAAGUUCUUACCUGUGAUUUCUCAAAUAAUUAAGUAUCAGCUAAAUAUAGUGUUAACCACUAAAGUGCUGAGUUUCAUUAAUGAAUUCUUUCCAACUAUUGUUUGGUAGGCAUUUGAUGGUAAGAUUAUAACAAGGUUUGAAGUAUCUUCAAUGUCUUUACUUUAAAGGUGUUGCUGGGAAAAAUAUGACUGGUGUGACGAUUAAAGUACUUUGUCGUUCCCUCGUUCAUCGAAUACAAAAUAUUACUUUUUACAUUUCUUGACUUGUAGGCUUGUAUGUAACACACAUGCCAUCUAAGUAAAAAUUAGAUAGUGUUCAUAUGAAAUAUCUUCAUGAUAUUCACGUAUCUUGGUAUGCGAGUAUCACUGAAGAAUUAUUGCUCUAAUAUGAUUUGUUCAUAACAUCGAUGUGGUUCCAAUGUGUGAUAAUGCCUUAUGAUGUAACAUUUAUUGUACAAACUGUUAAGUAUAGAAAUUGGUUUUCUGUUUAGACUUGCAAUUAUCGUAGUAUUUCCUCUCAUACUUGACAAUCACUAUACCCAUGGUUGAUUAGGAUUAUAAUAAAAAAAACAGUAUAGAGUGGGAUGAGAGUGAACUAUUAUGACACAUUAUUAAAAGGAGCCUUAGUGAAGCGUCAUGUAAGGUUUUAUGGACUUCAUUAUUAUUUUGCUGUAAUCAUGUUAGUAAACACGUUACCUCAUGUGUUGUGCGUUUGGUCUCAUGUAUUGUAAUUGCUAACCUUUCUUCUACAGGUUGUGUUCCAGUAGCACACGCCGGCGAUUUCCCCGGAGGUUAUUUUUGUCCUUGUCACGGUAGUCAUUACGAUGCAUCUGGUCGUAUAAGAAAAGGCCCCGCUCCUCUUAAUUUGGAAGUACCUCAGUACAAGUUUGUGGAUGAAAAUACCGUCAUUGUGGGAUAAAACGGUGAUUCAAUCUCCUUGUUCGGAGCACUAAUUAUAGCGAUAUCUCCCUUUUUCAUAACAGAGGAUGCUUCUGAUUUCUAUUGAGUGUAUUUUGAGAAGUACUAACUUAUCCUUUCGUCUCACUGUUAGAAGUUACAUUUUCAAAUAUUAGUUUAUCUCCACGCUCUUUAUGUUUAUUUCAAAAAUAUAUUUCUGAGCUUAGAUGACAGUAUUAGU
Molecule: messenger RNA, 3772 nt
Organism: Schistosoma intercalatum
Lineage: Eukaryota; Metazoa; Platyhelminthes; Trematoda; Strigeidida; Schistosomatidae
Source: the annotation of a GenBank genome assembly